Molecule: messenger RNA, 2374 nt
Organism: Seminavis robusta
Lineage: Eukaryota; Bacillariophyta; Bacillariophyceae; Naviculales; Naviculaceae
Source: the annotation of a GenBank genome assembly
AGAUCCUUCCCAAAGAUACACCUCGCAUGCAAACGCAUCCGUGAACUCAUCUCAGCUACUGCAACUGUACUCAUCUAUCUACAGGCCAGGGCUUCUGAUUAUCCGCUGUCGCAAGGAUUGGAGAAGUACAUGUAGCUGUAGAAGUCUUUCUUUUGCUCUAUCUAGCUAAAAGCUCUAGAGACCGACACUACUAUUCUCUCCUCUCCUAUCGGUAUCCUAUCAUUUGACCAUGUCAGGCCCUGACCACAGCAAAGAGGAUGGCGUCGUUGGACCGGCCGAUAGAGCCGAACAACGCGGCUCGGGUGGAGUGAUUGGCUGGGUCAAGGGCAAGAUCCAGAAGAGGAACUUGGCAGCUACCAUGAACAACCUUGAUCUAGACGAAGCCGAGAAGAACGCGCUGGCUGCAGAGGCAGCCACUGGAGAACCCAGCGAUCUGGAUAUUGCCAUGGGGCUGGGUACAGGAGGCGUAGUGGAUGCAGCCGCCGAUGAAGUUCCUGACGAAGAUAAGAUCGAUUUAGAUGCCGAGAACGACGAAGGCUUAUUGGUGGGAUGGGGCAAGAAGUUGCAGGAAGUAGAAUGGGUCCAGAAAACCGUCCAAGUGGUCCAGGAAGGAGUUGCCAACCGUCAAGAACAGGAAGAACUCCGAGAGAUUCAUGAAACCUACAAGGAGGAAAUUAAGAAAGAUAAAGAUAUCAAAGAGCUGCAAAAGAAGAUUAAGAAACUCAGAAAGAACUUGAAGGUCCAACGGCUUAAUGGCGACCGCAUCGCAAAAAAACACUCCUUUCAACGCGACAAAGAGCAAGAAAACCUCGACAAAAAGACCGCUCGUCUUAAAAAGUCAAUCUGGACAUUUAGCAACUCCAGUAUGAAUUCCCAUGAGUAUGCCAAGGCCAUGAUGCGAGCUUCUGGUCGACUCCAACGCAAAGGAAUCAAGGUACACAAAUCCGAAAAAGCACUCGCCAUGGAAGCUGCCGUCUUGAGGAACAUGCAUCGUAUGCUUACCAUUCAAAAACAGUAUACUAUGGCAAAAAAAUCAUGUAACGAAAUCUCAUCCUUUGUCAAACGAUGCAAGGGAUGGCUGGACAACAAGUUGGCAGAUGGGGAAAUGGGAAUCAUGGUAUUGGAGGCUACCUCCAAAUCCAUGGGUAUCAUGUAUGCCGAAACCCUUGAAGUGCAAUUGGCGCUCAUCCCCAAACUAGAAGAUCCGGCCAGUCAUACCUUUGGCAAGCAACGCUUGAAGACAGUCCUGGCUCUGCCCAAGGGAUUGCGAUCCAUGCCUACCUUCCUCAAGGGACCUUCGCGACCACCCAUGAAAAUCUCUCUCAAGAAGCAAGUCGAAGAGGAAGAUCCAAACUUGAAGGGAUACCGUACCUUCAAGGAACAAGCAAAGGCGCUCGAUGAGGCCUGGAAGGAGGAGAUGAAGCAGUACGAGAAUCAAUUGGUCGUCGGUGGUGCCGAUAUGAAGAUUUUCGAUGAUGUGUCUGAUCUCGGAGACAGUGAAGAUGAAAUCGAAGAAAACCUCGCAGCCGUCAGUGUCGGAGCCGCUGCCGCCAAGAAGGUCGCCCCUGCGAUGGACAUGGAGGAAUUGAUCAAGAAACAAAAGGCCGCCGAAAGGGAAGACCUCGGAGAAAACGAAGACGAACCCGCACCAGAGACCACUGCGACUGAAACUGAAACUGGCGAAGCUCCCGAAACUGCCGAACCAAAGAUGAAAGGCGAUUCAGACGAGGGUGACCCAGAAGAAGAGAAAAAGGCAGAAAACAAGGCCGACGGAGAUGAGAACGUUUCCCUGAACACUGGUGGAGUUUCGCCAACAAAGGGUGGUGUGACCUUUGACGAUUCCAAGAAAAGUGUCGAAUCAGAACCAAUUCCCACCGAGAGUGCCGAAGAGGCCGAUGCCGCCGCUUUGGAAAAGGCCGCUAAAGAUGGUGACUUGGAGAACGACCCUGAUGUCGACGAGGCGGCGCUACCAGAAGAAGUCAAGCAAGAGGAUCUGGAUGAUCUUCUGGACAAGGAAGCGGAAGAAGUGACACCCUCCCUCGAGGAAGAGGCUGAAGCGGACAACGCUGUCGAAGAAGCCCUGCACCAAGUGGUAGAGGAUGCUCUUGAAGGCGUCGGCGCGGAAAUUGAAGAGUCCGAUUCCAAUGACGAUGACGACGCAGAACCUGCAAAGACGAAGACUCCGAAUGGAGACGCCACCGCUGUUUCAGAUGAUGCCAGUUGCUAGAUUUGACAUGGACAGGCCCUGUUGUGCAUCAUCUGUUUGACAGUGGUAGAAUUUGUUUGUGAACAGCGAUACUAGUUUUAGAUAAUUGUUUCUUAUGUGCGUGUGGAAGGAGCUGCGUCGGUGCUCGCGCUUUACAUGUAUUCGGUU